AUGGUGCUCGACUACAAGCGGUGGUACUUCGUACGGGUGCCGCACAAGACGAUACCGGUAGCGUUUCUUCUACGUUCUCGAUCGCUCUGCACGAUUACCCUAAGUUCCGUCGCUGGCACGAUAUAUUUCCCACGGUCGACGGGUUAUCAUUACCCCGUGUGCCCGGGUCAGUCGCAAGAACCGCCGCUCUGUCAUCGUCCGAUUAAGCCCGGGAGCAGCGACAGCGACAGGUACACUUGUCCAAAGUGCGAAAGGAGUUACCAGCAUUUGCACCACAUGCUGCGGCACUGUAAGUUCGAGUGCGGUAGCCCGCCGAGGUUUCAGUGUCCUUACUGCGUGAUGAGGAGCAAGCAGUCGAACAACGUUUACAAGCACAUACGUCUCAAACAUCCAGGAUUGAAGGCGGAGGUCAUCGUGCUCCACUACGAUCAGCAAUAAACGUUGCCGACGGUUGACUUUCAUUAUAUUUUUUUUUUCUUUCUUAUUUUCCCUUCGAAAGUUGAACAAUAAAGGGCGAUUAACCGAGAAGAGUGUGUACUUCGAUUUCACCAUCUCCUCGUCCUCCAUCCUUCGAUCCCUCGAUAGUUUGGUGUAGCGGGAGACCUAGCGGUUUCCUUCUCGGGGGUACUUGUUCUUGUCACGCUUCGAAUCGACGUCAUUUUAACAUUUUCAAUCGUUUUGCAGGUUGAGAGUCGCUUGAACGUCAGCUACGCGUCCACGUGGGAAUCAGCGGCUGCCAUUGAUCGUUACACUUCCCGCAAAUUCUCCUUCUCGCGCGUAAACGGGUUGUCCGGGCAUACUUUGUCCCCUAUAUAUAGCUUGAAGAUGCCUGCAACCGCUUUAUUUGUUUGUCUUUAACUCAACAAAAUAUUUUACCACCGCGCGUGUGUCAGCCUGCAAGCACAAUCUCUCCAAGACUUCGACAUAGAAAACCAGACCAUUCAUUAUUGCCUGUAAGCACUUGUUCCCCGACGAUUCGCCGUGUACGAUUCUUCCUUUCGCGACGAUUCGCACGGCGGUUUGUCCUGUCUCUAGCUCCGGGGUUUCAAACUUGGUCGGAUUGGUUUGUCGCGUUUAACGAAAUUCGACGACCUCGAAUAAUAUUCGAUGAUUUCCUUACUCGACUGGAAGUUGCAAUCUUUGAUUUGUGUCUUACCGUAUCAGUCGAAGCAGGGAAUCGCGCGUCACGAAAGCGCGUAGACGAAGAACGAAGCUCCUGAAAGUACAACAAAAUUACUCGUUUCGCGUUGAAUUUAAUUUUCGGAAAAGUUUAGGAACCCCUGAUCUAGUUCAUCGUUCGUUCUCUUCAACGAUCUCGCUAUCGCUUGCGAUCGAAUGGAAAAAAACAGUGGCGUUCGUUCGGUGUGCCCGCUGGCUCGCGUCUCCUCGACUUCGUUGCUUCGAAACGCUUGAGAGGCGGUCGCGGUACGCGUCGAAAGCUUUUCGAAAAUCCCAAGCCCCCCCCCCCCCCCCCUGCGGAGGAACGUCGUUGCCGAUUUGUUCGAGCUAACCGUGCACUUCCAUUUC
Messenger RNA from Hylaeus anthracinus, 1527 nucleotides. Its product is annotated as zinc finger X-chromosomal protein-like. NCBI's taxonomy places the organism in Eukaryota, Metazoa, Arthropoda, Insecta, Hymenoptera, Colletidae. Bases 1 to 438 code for a protein of 145 amino acids. The transcript is spliced from 4 exons. The record is from RefSeq and is a predicted model, not a curated record.